Messenger RNA from Chaetomium fimeti, 924 nucleotides. RefSeq lists its product as uncharacterized. Gene Ontology annotation, molecular function: RNA polymerase II transcription regulatory region sequence-specific DNA binding; DNA-binding transcription activator activity, RNA polymerase II-specific. Gene Ontology annotation, biological process: regulation of transcription by RNA polymerase II. The annotation marks the transcript as partial. The transcript has a single exon. Lineage: Eukaryota; Fungi; Ascomycota; Sordariomycetes; Sordariales; Chaetomiaceae. The record is from RefSeq and is a predicted model, not a curated record. Gene Ontology annotation, cellular component: nucleus.
CAAGAAUGGGAACUGCAGUCGUCACCGGAAUAUGCUGCACUCGUCUCUCUUUCAACUUCUUCCAACCCCAGAUACGCGCCUAGUUGCGAUACCCUGCAGCCGAGUCUCAGCAGUUAUGACUUUGACUUAUUGACCCACCUCACCUGGGAUCAAGCCGCAGCCAGCACCUUCGACUUUGUCGAUAACGCUUCAAUCACAGCCGCAACCGCAUCAGGGGCAGAACUACACUCCAACUUCUCCUCCCCCGAGCUCGACUUCGACCUCGAUCUCGCACCUUGUCUCGACGCCUUCUCCACGCCUCUCUUCAAUGACAACAACCACAUCAACAACAACAACUUCUUCCCCUUAGCAUCAUCCUCUUUGCCAAACCCCCCUCUGAGCUCAGCCACCACAUCGUUCACCAACACCCCCGCCACCACCGACCUCCAGUCUCCUUCGCCCACGGCGCCCAGCCCGGACGGCGGGUCCCUCCUCAUCCCCGGUCUCAAGUUGCCCAAGACAAAAGGUCCCCCUUCCAAGCCGGGACGUCGGCCGGCAGGAGCCUCGCUCUCGCACACCACCGACGGGCGCGUCACCAAGCGCAGCGGCGGUGGCAGCAGCCAUCAUGGUGCCGCAGCCUCCUCGUCGGCGGCGGCCGUAGCGGCGGCAGCGGCGCUUCAGCAGCAGCAGCAGCAGCAGCAGGAAGCCGCAGCGGGAGAUGACGUCGACCCGGAAGUCGUCGACCGGCGGCAUCGCAACAACCUCGCGGCCAAGCGGUACCGUCAGAAGAAGAUCGACCGGAUCGAGGAGUUGGAGGGUGAGGUGAAGGAGGUGACGCGGGAGAGGGAUGAUUUGAGGAUUCGGCUCGCCCGGCAGGAGGCCGAGGUGGCUGCGUUGAGGGAGAUGUUGAAGAUGCAGAAUGGGAGUGAUAGGUCCAAGGAUUAA